This is a messenger RNA of Striga asiatica, 993 nucleotides long. Lineage: Eukaryota; Viridiplantae; Streptophyta; Magnoliopsida; Lamiales; Orobanchaceae. The record is from the annotation of a GenBank genome assembly.
UCAUCGUCAUCGGUCAAAAAACGACAUCGACAGCCUCUCUAUACACGAGACGUCUUUCCUCUCAAUCUCACCAACAUCCUCUCGGGAAGACGGAUCCCCUGCUCGAAGCCCGAGCAUUCUCACAAUAGGCAACGGUCGGCCUACUGUGUCGACAUAAGUCAGCCUAACGUCUUGCAGUCUUAUUCCGUAGCAAGGGUUAGACGGGUUGCACCUGAAGGUCAUGGCUGCCUGCGUGGACGAUUUUACCUGAUGAGGGCAGGCGCCUGUAGGGCAGUACAUUUGAUCAAUGAUGAUGGGAUUGGCAACAUUUCUCAUGACAAGGUUACUAAACACCAGAUUCCGAGCAUACCCGACGCUCCGCCGGGCCCACGACUUCACGCGGACCCCAUUUUGUGUCUUUGUGAAUACGGAGUUCGUCACCGUCACAUUCUGCACUCCAUCCUCGUUCAAGCAAAGAAGGUAAGUAAGAACCUGAUUCCGUGCCCGGGCCCGCAACCUAUCCGCUCCAACCAAACGUUCAUAGAGCCGGGGCCUAUGGACACGCAGUCGUCCCCUGUCUUAAUUAUGGUGUCCGUGACCGUGACGCCUCUAGACGAGGCAAUGUGGAUCCCGUCAGUGUUGGGGCUCCCGCUUGGGGCCGUGACUCUCACGUUCCGAAGCCUUAUGUUGCUGCUGUGGCCGAUGGUGACGUGCAUCGUCUGGCUGACACCGAUUGUACCGGCCCCGCCUGCACGACCAGAACUCGGACCCUCUGGCGUCGAUUGUUCCCCCGACCAGCGUCAACCCACUAACUCUUUAUCGGGAGCCACAAUAGUUCCUGCCAUCUCGAACAAGAUCCGGUUUCUGCACGGGCCCGUGAAGCUGAGCGGCCCGACCACAAACGUGCCCCUCGGGACCGAAACUGAAGCGGGCCGGGCCGAGCUGCAGGCGGCCGACCAGGCCCGUUGGAAGGCCGCGGUCGAGUCCGUUCGGCCGUCCCCUCUCGCACCAUAA